AUUGAAUUCAAAGUGAUUAGUAUAUACAUUUUUCUUUACAUGGUUUCCUGGUUUGAAAAAUCCAAGGAGAUACUUCUGAGUCGAGGAAAUUCAAAAGAUGAAGCUCUUACAAAUAUGAUAGAAGACUUACUUGAUCUUUUGAUGGUCAUAUAUGACGUCAAUGAUGAAGGUAAAAAGCAAGUAAUGGAAAGUUUCAUACCUCGAAUUUGUGCCUUGGUUAUAGACUCAAGAGUGAAUAUUUGUAUCCAGCAGGAGACUCUAAAAAAAAUGAAUGCUAUGCUUGACAAAAUGCCUCAAGAUGCCAGGAAAAUACUCUUUACCCAAGAAAUGUUAAUUCUCAUGAACAGUAUGGGAAAAAGGAUUUUAGAUGCUGGAGAUUAUGACUUACAAGUAGGUAUCGUAGAGGCUUUAUGUAGAAUAACAACAGAAAAACAAAGGCAAGAACUGGCAUGUCAGUGGUUUUCAAUGGAUUUUAUUGCAAAUGCAUUUAAAGGAAUUAAGGACUCUGAAUUUGAAACAGACUGCAGGAUUUUUCUCAACCUUGUAAAUGGCAUGCUUGGAGACAAAAGAAGGGUCUUUACAUUUCCUUGUUUAUCAGCAUUUCUUGAUAAAUAUGAGCUGCAAAUACCAUCAGAUGAAAAACUUGAGGAAUUCUGGAUAGAUUUUAACCUUGGGAGCCAGUCUCUAUCAUUCUACAUUGCUGGAGAUGAUGAUGAUCAUCAGUGGGAAGCAGUCACCGUUCCCGAGGAUAAAGUACAAACGUACAGCAUUGAAGAGAGAAAAUCAAAGAAGCUGCUGACUGUAAUUCUGAAAAAUAUUUUGAAAAUUAGUACAAGAGAAGGGAAAAAACUGCUUUUGUAUUUUGAUGCAUCAUUAGAAAUCACUAAUGUGACACAAAAAGUGUUUGGUGUGCAUAAACAUAGGGAAUUUAUCAGAAAACAGGGUAUUUCAGUUGCCAAAACAUCUGUGCAUGUACUGUUCGAUGCAAGCGGAUCACAGAUUCUAGUCCCAGAAAGUCAAGUCUCCCCAGCUGCAGAAGAACUCAUUAGUUCAAAAGAAAAACCUAACUCCCAAAAGGAAUUUGCUAAACCUCAAAAACACAUCCAAAACGGUUCUCAAGGGGACAGAAAAAACAGUCAGCCUAAGAUAACUACCCCUGGCAGAAGAAAAAUGUCUGAAGCCUCAAUGAUUGUUACUGGUGCAGAAAGGUACACCGUGAGAAGUCCACUACUUCUAAUCAACACACCAACGCCACGAAGAGGGAGAAUUAAACCACCCCUGCAAAUGACGAGCUCUGCAGAAAAGCCUGGUGUUUCCAGAACACUGGAAACCGAAGCGGACAGUGCUGUGCCACACCAGUCUAAGUCCCUUGCGGGAAGAAGUGGAGGAGAUGAUACAGAGAAACAGAUCAAAACUGCUGACGUCGUAGAAAAGACAGAAAAUAAGGACACUGAAUUCCUAAACCAAAAUUUUAAUGAACCCCAGUAUAUUGUUCCCGAUUCGCAGGCAGCAGGAAAAAUAGAAAAAUCUAUGUUUCCUGGUGUUUCCUACAACAGCCAUGGGAAUAAAACGCCCUCUAAGUGGGCGUGUUGGACACCUGUUACCAAUAUUAAGCUAUGCAAUAAGCAAAGGGCAAGCCUUUCUUCACAAGGAGACGCACUGAAUCAAGAUGUUGCUAUCAACAAAAAAGUUACAAAACAAAAACCAUCCUCUUCAUUAUCUGAAGAUAAUUCCGAAGAAACAGGAAAGGUGACAUAUAAGAAAGAAAGAAUGCAGCAUAACAAAAUAGAUACAGCAGAAGACAUUUGCAGAAGAAACAAUGAACAACUCAGUCAACAUUCAGAGCAGAAAAAUAUUGAAAAUACUGAGCAGAGUGAUUGGCAUAUUGAAUCUGAAACUACUUUUAAGUCAAUUCUCCUAAAUAAGACAGUUAAAGAAUCUCUCAUCUAUAGGAAGAAAUACAUACUGUCAGAAGACGUGAAUACUGCUGUUUGUGAUAAAAGCCCUUCUCCUAGGAAUAAUGCAAAGAGUCACAGAAAAUCAAGGAAAAGAUUAAUGUCUGAACUUAAUGCCUGGGAUUUGAAACAAAAAAAAACGAGAGAAAAGUCAAAAGGGAAAGAACUUACUGUUGCAGCAGAUUCCUUGAUCAGCCAAAUUAACAAGCGAUACAAACCGAAGGAUGGUGUACAGUCUACAAGAAAAUCAAAGGAGUCUUUGAUCAAUAGUGGUUUUUCAAACAAAUCUGAUCUACAGCUCAGUAAGGAAAAGGUUCAGAGAAAAAGUUACAGACAACUGAAGACUACUUUUGUUAAUGUUACUUCUGAAUACCCACUGAAUGAUGUUUACAAUUUUAAUAUGAGUGGAACUGAUGAGCCUAUUAUAAAACUUGGAAUCCAGGAAUUUCAAGCUACAACUAGAGAAGCCUGUGUGGAUAAUUCAAUAAAGUUGGUUGGUUUAAGGAAUCAUGAUGAACUUGAACCGUCUCUCAAAACAAAAGAUAAAAGAAUUGUAAGGAGUCACAAAAAGAAAAGCCUCUUUAGUGACACCGACACCGAGUACAGGUGCGAUGACAACAAGACCGAUGUCAGCUGGCUGGCAGAGCCGAAGCCCAAGCCGCAGCUGGCCGUGUACGGCAGGAGCAGAGGUGUGAGGAGGAGACAGAGGAGCGGGAAAGCAAGUGAGAAACCACUGCUUGGAGAGACACCCAAGGAAAACAUCAGCAAGAAGGCAGAUGAGAGCAUCCCAGAUGGGAGAGCCCGGCGCCCGCGCAGAGCAGCCAACGCCAAGAUCAGUUACAAGGAGCUCUCCAACUCCGAGUCGGAGCGCGAGCAGGAAGUCUCACAGGCGCCGAGGGGGAGGGUGCCAGUGAAGGAAACGCACUCCGCAUCUCCACCGUCCUCGUCCAGUGAAGGAGGAGACCAGCCGGGGAGCGGCCUGCGCGGCGGCUCUGCUCAUGGAUCGGGCCCGACACACCAUCUCUGUCGCAAACGAAUGUACAUAGACGCCAACCUCAGUAACCCCGAACUAAGGCUGGAGGAGGACCAGGAAGGGACAGCAGACUUGCUUCCCCCAAAACUGACUAAAACUGAAGAUCCAGACCACAAAGUGUCUAGAAGUGCAUCUUCAGUGUCAACGAACGACUCCACCUUUUCUGGGAAAAACUGGGGAACUGAAACCGCGGCUGUCGGUGUGAUGUGUGAGCAGUUUAACACCGAAUUCAAGAAGAAAUUCAAUAUCCACCAAAAACUGAUGGAUUAUUUCACCAAGCAGUCUUGGAAAACAGCUCAACAGCAUCUGAAAACCAUGAACCACCACAUUCAGGAGUACAGGAUCCAAAAACUUGAUAAAUUCCAGCUCAACAUCAUAGAAGAGUUGAAGAAUUUUGAAAAAGAUUCACAGACUUUAAAGGAUUUGGAGAAGGAAUUUGCGGACUUUUGGGAAAAGACGGUUCAGAAGCUCAUUGCCUAUCAACAGAAUGAACAGGAGAGGCUCCACCUUCUGAAGGCCUCCCUGGACGCCAACGUCUUCUACAGCAGCGACCGGGAGGAGGCCGUGCGCGCGUCCGAGGUGCGCCCGGCGGUCGCGUCCCUCCUCUCCGCGUCGCAAGAAGAGGAGCUGCUCAACGUGCGCAGAGGCCUGCUGUCCCUGUUCAUGGCUCGUGAGGCGGACGCGGACAUGGACAUCUAG
This is a messenger RNA of Phyllostomus discolor (pale spear-nosed bat), 3687 nucleotides long. RefSeq names its product synaptonemal complex protein 2 (gene SYCP2). The coding region runs from base 40 to 3687 and encodes 1215 amino acids. The record is from RefSeq and is a predicted model, not a curated record. The transcript has 35 exons. Lineage: Eukaryota; Metazoa; Chordata; Mammalia; Chiroptera; Phyllostomidae.